Adineta ricciae is the source of this 2016-nucleotide messenger RNA. NCBI's taxonomy places the organism in Eukaryota, Metazoa, Rotifera, Eurotatoria, Adinetida, Adinetidae. The record is from the annotation of a GenBank genome assembly.
AUGCCAGCCAAAAUGAUAUUGCACGACACUGGUAAAAAGGAUAAAGAAGAGCCGCCGAACCUUAACAACAUUCGCGGUUACUGGCAAAAGAUCGUGGGGGUAUCAAAACCCUUUAACUCAACGGAUAGGGAUCUUGUAGCGUGGAAGCAAUCACUCACACUGCAACCGGAAGAAGACGACUUGAAAAAGCGUUUAAGCCGAGAGCUGUGGGAUGCGGUUGUGAGGAAGGCCAAGCCCUGGAAAGCGCACGGACCCGACGGGUUACAAGGGUUCUGGUGGAAAGCAUUCAAAUCAGCUUGCGGAGUUCUAUAUCAACUAGCCCGCUACCACCUAACCACGGGAAAACCGUUGCCGAUAGGGUGGCUAACAGAUGGUAGAAUCGUACUCAUAUAUAAAGCUGGAUCUACUAACGACCCAGCUAACUACAGACCCAUAGCAUGUCUCAAUACGUGCUAUAAAAUGCUAACAGGUUUCAUCACGGCGUACUUAAACAUCUACGUCAAAGAGCGACAUGUUCUUCCCGAAGAGCAGAUAGCACUGCGAUUUCCUACGAUUGACGGAGGAUCUCUAUACAAGUAUCUGGGAAUGGAGCAAGCAAUUGGAAUAGGAGAAUCGGAAGCCUGGAAACGGGUGGAAGAGAGGUGCUGUAAAACCGCAAGGCAAAUAUGGAAUUCUGAUCUAACAUUCAGACAGAAAGUAAAUGCAUAUAAUACAACACUCAUACCUGCCUUAACCUACGUAGUAGGUAACAUCAUUAAAGGUAAGGGGACAUAUGCAAGUGUUCUAAAACGCGGCAAUAAAUUUGACAUAAAAGUUCGGAAGAUCCUUGUUGAACUUAAAUCGAGAUACAAAGCCGGUUGUGUAGAACGCCUCUACCUAUCAACUGAGCUAGGGGGUUGUGGUCUGAAGUCCGUCAAAGAUUCCAUUAUGGAAGCGACCAUAUACUCCUGGGCGUACCUUUGCACAAAAUCAGAACUGAGGAACUCGCUCGGUCUCUUUGCGGAUAUGUAUAUACGGAAGAAACGAAGUGUGAUUAGUGAUGCGGAAAAGGUAAUGGUAAAACAUGGCAUAGUUGCAACUCUGGAACCGACCCUAUCUAUCGUCAACAUCAACGGGGUGCGGCAUUCGGAUGGAAGAACACUAGCGCGCUAUGUCGUGGAGUCGAUACGAGCAGGCAACAACAUCAGCCGGCGCGGCUCAUGGGGGGCAAAGGUAUUGGCGUGGCGUGUAUUACAUGAAGCCAAAAUUGAUGGUAGCACAUCCUUUACGUGGCUAAAGGACGGAAAACUAUCGUCAAUAGCGGUGAGGAAUGUAUCAGCAGCGCAAGAGGGUUGUCUCAUCACAAGAACCCAUCCUAGCUGUAAAAGCCAAGGCAACUUACGUUGUCGAGCUUGCGGUAACCCUAGAGAGACAAUCGAACAUGUGACGACGAGCUGUUCGAAGUGGUUACCGACAUUGUACAUAGAUCGCCAUGACUCUGUAGGAAGGAGCCUCCACUACAGAAUAUGCGAAAAAUAUGAUCUCGCACCGCCGCACUAUUCACAACGAGUGGAAUCCGUAAUGGAAAAUGAAAGUAUUAAGCUGUACUGGGAUCAACCGGUACAGACUAAGAAACUCAUUAAGCAUAAUAAGCCUGACAUAGUUCUCUUUGAUAAGAGUGGCAAAACUGUCACUAUUCUUGAAGUCGCUGUGUCGUGGUUUACUGGUAUAGGGAAGCAAAUAGAGAUCAAAACGAACCGUUACUGUGUCAAUGGCAAUUGGGAGGAUAAACUUAACCCGCCUUAUCCGCCGGGAGACAAUUUACAACGUGAACUGGAAAUCGCUGGCUGGAGGGUUACAUUUUUACCUGUUGUUAUAGGCGCUUGUGGCGAAGUAGUACCGGGCUUGAGAGAUCAGUUAAGUCAAGUCUUGGGCAUUGACAAUAAAAAAGCGGAGGAUUGUAUCGAGAGAAUGCAAAGAAGCGCUUGCUUGGGAACGAGUAGGAUCAUCAAGAAUCAUCUGGCUAAGACAGCAUAG